UUCUUCUGGCAAGCCCGGACCCGAGGAGGCACCGUGUGCUGGGGCUCCUGCAGCAGCCCUGUUCCCAGGAGCAGCAGGAGGUAGGAGGUUGGGGACGGGCAGGUGGGAGAUGGAUCCUGGCAGGGACAGGAAUGAGGGGUGGCAGCCUGUCCUGGGCACGGCAGGGGACGGGGACCUUCCUGGUGCAGGCUGGGGCUGGCGUGGGGCCGUGGGGAAAGAUGGCGAGUGCUGGGAGCGCCCAUGCCCCUCAUGUCCUUCUCCUCCCUCGUCUCUCCUAGGAGCUGCUGGGAGAGGGAGAAGUCGCCCACCCAGAGCAGGUUCAUUCGCCAUGGAGGAGACCAACACAACAGGGCUCUAUCUGGACUACAUGAGUUUGGGAUAUGUGGACUAUGGGGAAAGUAUCGCAUAUGAAUGCUCACCAAUACCUUAUGGACUUAAGAUCUUUGGAGCUGUCUGUAUGGGGAUUUCUCUCUGUGGACUUGUGGGGAAUAUGUGGGUUGCAUGGUUCCUGGGCUUCCACAUGAAGAAGAGCUCCUUCACGGUUUAUGUCCUGAACCUGGCCAUCGCUGAUUUCUCUCUGCUCCUCUUUCUUCUUGCUAUACUUCUGUUACAUAUUAUUAUAGAAUUGCAUUGUAAUUCCUUAUGGAAAUUGCUUACUCAGAUAAUUUUUAUUAUGUCAAUUCUGUUUCUGUUCUGGUACUUUGCCAGCAUGUAUCUCCUGACGGCCAUCAGCAUUGAGCGGUGUCUGUCUGUUUUGUUCCCAAUCUGGUACCGGUGCCACCGCCCAAGGCACUUGUCAGGCAUCGUGUGCGGGGUGCUCUGGGCUCUUGACGGACUUUUGGUUUCUUUGCUUAUAAAUUCUUUUCUCACUUCUCUUGUAACACAUUUAAAACUAUUACGACAUAUAAGCAUUUGGAAUACUCUCAUUUUCUCUUUACUGCCACUAUUUUCCAACCUUUUCCUGCUCAUCAAACUCCGAUGUGGUUCAGAGAGACGACGCCCAGGGAGACUCUACGUUGCCAUCCUGCUCAGUGCCAUCUUCUUGUUCCUCUUUGGGUUUCCUCUCAGUUUGGUCAUUUUGCUUGAUAGUUCUUAUCAUGUUGACGUAAUCUACCUUGAUAUAUCUUCACUGUUGGCAUUGCUAAACAGCAGCGUCAACCCGUUCAUUUACUUUCUGGUGGGGAGCUGGCGGCAGUGCCGGUUCCAGCGCUCUGUCAAAGUCGCGUUCCGACGACUGUUUGAGGAGAGGGUGACAAGUGAGGAGGAGAACCAUGAGCCUGGGGACACUACGGCAGUGACCACUCUCUAAGGUCCGGCUGUCCAUGGUGCCUGGAGCUGUGGAUCCUGGCACACAGGCUGGGAUGGAGGCCCAGGGGCUGGUGGCACAGACCCAGCACAGCCCGGCUCAGCCGGGCCGGGUCCGUCCCCGGGCUGUGUUCCCAUUGCAAUGACCCUCAUUGCCCCGAACCCAGCGAAUAAACUCUGGUUCCUUUGGCUCAGCAGGUGACUUUUGUGGUGUUGUGGGGAUCUGUUUCCUGGGGAAGGUCUGACACGUUAGUCCCUGGGGGAGCUCUGGCCAUCUCUGUUGUCCAAGCAGGGCAGGGCUCUGCCAAAAGGACUGUAAAUAUGGGCAAGACAAGGGGUCCUGGUGGGUGAGGGGGGAUUAGUGGUGUAAAGAAGAAGAAAAGAAAUGAAAAAGAAAGAAAGAGAGAGAGAAUGGGAAAGCAAAAGAAAUAGAAAGAAAAGUGAGCUGUCUCCAUGGUGCAGAUGGAUGAGAUUUGGUGUGACAAGAAUCUUGCAGAUAAAAACCCAUUUGCAGCCCUGUGUAACCCACAGAAUCAAUCUCUAAUGAACACAUCUGGGGAGUUAUAUCUGAAGCAGUGGGUGAAGCCCUUCUGCUGCUGCAUGUCCACACACGGGCAGUUUCCCAGUGUGAAGGGUCUCCUGGUCCAGCACCAGGAAACCCCCAG
Messenger RNA from Columba livia (rock pigeon), 1970 nucleotides. RefSeq names its product proto-oncogene Mas-like. Gene Ontology annotation, molecular function: G protein-coupled receptor activity. NCBI's taxonomy places the organism in Eukaryota, Metazoa, Chordata, Aves, Columbiformes, Columbidae. Gene Ontology annotation, cellular component: membrane. The transcript has a single exon. Gene Ontology annotation, biological process: G protein-coupled receptor signaling pathway. The coding region runs from base 110 to 1309 and encodes 399 amino acids. The record is from RefSeq and is a predicted model, not a curated record.